This is a messenger RNA of Tuber aestivum (summer truffle), 1370 nucleotides long. NCBI's taxonomy places the organism in Eukaryota, Fungi, Ascomycota, Pezizomycetes, Pezizales, Tuberaceae. The record is from the annotation of a GenBank genome assembly.
GCUGCAACCUUGGCACGAGUAUCAUCCUCUACUCAAGUAACAGUUACUGCACAACUCACUUAACGAACGUUCAUCAGGAUAUUAAAUUAUCGGAUUACUCGUUCUAUGCUCGUCCACAAACCUCUUGUGUCUCAUUUGAGGCAGCUUCAUGCUUUCGGUCGAGUUCGACCUACUCACAUCCCUCAACCUACUUGCAUCUUUAAGCCUGCUCGCCUCUUUCGGCCUGCUCACCUCUUCGAACCCACUCGUCCCAUUCAGCCUAUGCACUUCCAGGUCUGCCAAUCAAUUGUGUUUGGCAAGUAAUAUAUAAGUACUGACUACGAGUAGUAUGUGGCUGGACAGGAGUACUACUCAACCGGCGAGAUCGAAUCCGAUAACGCAUCCAAUAACGCAUCUGAUAAUGCAUCCGGGAAUGUCUUUGAGAACACAUCCAGGGGUGCCUCUGAGAACGCAUCCGAGAUGCGAGAUUUAGUUACUCGGGUCACACACUUGGAAGAGAUAAUGUUUUUGAUAAAACAGAUUCCUUAAAUUUGCAACUUGAAUAUUCUAACUAUCUCUCAGUCGGUAAACAGAUUGAAUGCGGGUUGGGAUAGGAGUCUAGAAAAGGGGUUGCAGCCGAUCAACGAGUUAAUUAGAGAUACCCGAGCGUUGAUGAGAUGGCUUUUGGGAUCGGUUGUGAUGGGAGUAUGCUACCAGUAAUCUUUUUGCUACAUGACCUGAGGCUAAACAGAUCGAUUAGGUUGCAUUGGGAGUGAUUUUCUACGAUCGUCACAUUGAGGAAAAUUUUGCGAAGAAGCAGGAUGAGAUGGAAAAAAGACUUACCACAGCGAUAGAGAAAGCUAUAGGUCAGCUUAAACUAGAGCUGAAGGUCGAGUCUCAGGAGAGGCUUUUGUCUGUCCGUGAUCAGGGCACUGGCAAUGGGCAUUAAAGAUGAGUCUGGAGGGAGUUUUUUUAUUAUUAUUCUUUUAACGGUGUUCACCAUAGAGGUUGUCCCUAGAAACCGGGGCGGGACCCGGAAUAAUUACAAAGGUUGGUUUGAACCAAAGCAUGCUACUGCACACCGCCAAAAUCUUGAGGCUCCAGUCAAUUUUUCGCCCAUAUGCAAUAACAGCUGUGUUUCCAAACGUCUGAAAAUUACGAGUAGACAAAGGCCGGAGAUGUAAAGUGAUUGAACAAAAGUCUUAGUAGGCCCACCAAUCUUUCGACGAUAGAGACAACACCGCCUAUUAACUUUAUUGACGCGAAGUAAUGCCAGAGUGUGGAUCAAAGAAAGGAUCCCAGAACAGCUCAAAGAGGCACCCAAGGCACCACUUUCGGACCCAUCGUAAAAUAUCACUCGUGCACGUGCGCUCACUCGUUGUUUCCUAUCG